AUGGCCACCGCGACAGCGCCGCAAAACGGCGCCGCCGCCGCAAUUGGCGCGCACAAGGCACAGCCCUGCGAUCAGAAGACAGCCUCUGCUCCGAAACGCCGGAAGCCCACAGCUAAGAAAGUUGAAGACGAAGGACUGCUGGGAACGCUCUGCGCGCUGAUCUGCAAUCAUCAGAUUGGCAUCUCAGUCAACCUCCUCUCGCUGCUGUUCCUUACGCACAUCUUCUUCCCGCGCGCGCGAGAUCGAACCACCAAGUUCUUCCACAUGUCAUACUACAACCCCGAGACCGGCAUGUAUACGUGUGGCAUCGACGACCUGCCAUACGUCGUCUUCUGGACUGUGGUGUUCACAGGCCUUCGGGUCGCGGUCAUGGACUACAUACUGGACCCAUUGGCGAGGCUGGCAGGCAUGAAGACAAAGAAGAGCCUUGACAGGUUCAAGGAGCAGGCAUGGUUGAUUGUCUACUACACCAUAUCGUGGUCGCUUGGCAUGUACAUCAUGUAUAGCUUUGGCUUUUGGCUCAACCUCCAUGACAUCUGGGAAGGCUGGCCCUUCCGCGAGGUCGAAGGCGUCUUCAAGUGGUACUACCUUGUGCAAUGGGCCUUCUGGAUCCAGCAGAUCCUUGUUGUCAACAUUGAAGAGAAGCGCAAGGACUACGCCCAGAUGCUCACACAUCACAUUUUCACGACCGCGCUGAUGUUCCUGUCCUACGGCUACUACCACAUGCGCGUCGGUACCGUCAUCUUGUGCAUCAUGGACUUCGUCGACAUCAUUCUGCCUAUCGCCAAGCUCCUCAAGUACAUGGGCUACACUAACAUCUGCGAUAUCGCAUUCGGUGCCUUUGUGCUCUCUUGGAUCGUUACCCGCCACGUACUCUACAUGAUGGUCUGCUGGUCUGUCCACGCCCAUGCCCCUCUUCACAUCCCAGCCGGCUGCUAUUUUCCAAAGGGAGACAGCAGGUCCUUCAUCCCCAAGUCCAACGCGACCGAAUGGGAUCGCUACGGCGGAAACGCGCUCUGGGGCAGUCUCCUCAAAGGAUACACCGACCAGAACGGCCCCGUCUGCUGGAUCCCAGAGCUCCGCUACUGGUUCCUUGCGCUCCUCCUCACGCUGCAAGUGUUCUGUUUGGUGUGGUUCGGUCUGAUUGCGAAGGUUGUGUAUAAGGUACUCAAGGGUAACGGUGCGGAGGACGUGCGCUCCGACGACGAGGAAGACGAGGAGGUGCUCGAGGACGAGAAGACGGACACUGUUCUCAACAUGGCCACCUCAGGCGCAGAGAGUGGGUUGAGCCACCCGCUGGAAGAAGAAGUCGGCGUUGACGCGCUCACAUUUGCCCGUUUGAACGGCGCGAGCCAGAGGCGCCAGGCGAAGCGCGAGUCAAGCAGAGCAAGCGGAAUUAGCAUACCCGACCACAAGGAGCUGCUUGGGCGCAUUGGGUGCGACAAGCCGUCGUAG
This is a messenger RNA of Boeremia exigua, 1455 nucleotides long. Its product is annotated as TLC domain-containing protein. The transcript has 4 exons. Gene Ontology annotation, molecular function: sphingosine N-acyltransferase activity. Gene Ontology annotation, cellular component: membrane. NCBI's taxonomy places the organism in Eukaryota, Fungi, Ascomycota, Dothideomycetes, Pleosporales, Didymellaceae. Gene Ontology annotation, biological process: ceramide biosynthetic process. The record is from RefSeq and is a predicted model, not a curated record. Bases 1 to 1455 code for a protein of 484 amino acids.